Momordica charantia (bitter melon) is the source of this 1134-nucleotide messenger RNA. RefSeq lists its product as uncharacterized. Lineage: Eukaryota; Viridiplantae; Streptophyta; Magnoliopsida; Cucurbitales; Cucurbitaceae. The record is from RefSeq and is a predicted model, not a curated record.
CUUGAAACAGCCUCUCGUUUCAAAAUCGAAAUUGGAAGCCACAACUUCGCCACGCACACGCUUUUCACAGAGAGAAUGGCGUCGGCCAUGAUAGCAUCUCAAGCUUUGCUCUGCAACAACUCCUUUCCAGCGAUUAAACCCUAUAUCCUAACGUCCUCCUCCUCACUCUCUCGUUUCCGAUUUUGCAGACCGCAACCACUGCCCACCACCGCUUUCCCACCCUUACACCAUCGCCGGAAUCGUUCUCUCACCUGUCCCGCCACUCGCCGGAAACCCACAUUGCCGGAUUCUGCGGCCUUUUCUGAUGAUGGUGAUUCCGAUGUCCGACGGGUGCUUCAAUUUCUGCUCUGGACCGCUGAGGCGGUUUACAUUUUGUGGCUAUUUCUCCUUCCUUAUGCCCCGGGAGAUCCUGUAUGGGCAAUCAGUUCAGAAACGGUGAAUUCUCUUGUGGGGCUUUCUCUGAAUUUUUUCCUUAUAUUGCCUGCUAUAAACUCCGUCGGCAUUCGUCUAAUUGAUGCUCCUGUUCUUCACCCAAUGUCUGAGGGAUUGUUCAAUUUUGUCAUCGCGUGGACACUCAUGUUUGCUCCCCUGCUGUUCACGGAUCGAAAGAGGGACCGAUACAAGGGUUCGUUGGAUGUAUUAUGGGGUCUGCAGAUGUUCCUUACAAAUACCUUUUUGAUACCUUAUAUGGCAAUCCGACUUAACAAGGCUAGCGGAAACUCUCCACUGCGCCAGCAGUCGAGGCUGGGGUCUCUGAUGACCAAUGGGGCGCCCGUCGUUGGCCUGAUUGGCGGUGCAGCAUGCAUCGUAUCCAUAAUCUGGGCCUUCGUUGGUCGAGCAGACGGUAAUUUUGGAAGCAUAGCGGAGAGAUGGGAGUUCUUGAUCCAAUAUCUAUAUUCAGAGAGGUUAGCUUAUGCAUUUAUUUGGGAUAUUUGUCUUUACACUCUGUUCCAGCCUUGGUUGAUUGGAGAAAAUCUUCAAAAUAUCAAGGAGAGCAAGGUUGGAAUUGUAAGUUCUCUUAGAUUUAUCCCUGUUGUUGGCUUAAUUGCCUAUCUUCUUUUUCUGAAACUUGAUGAGGAUUUAUAACAUCAGCUUGUCUGUGAAUAAGUAAAUUAUACCAGAGAACUAAAGUAA